AUGCCACAAAAAUUUAUCUUGGAAAUCGAAGUAUUUGACUGUUGGGGAAUCGAUUUCAUGGGGCCUUUCCCACCUUCCUAUGGCAAUCUCUACGUACUUGUGGCAGUGGAUUACGUUUCUAAAUGGGUUGAUUCUUUAGCAAGUCCUACCAAUGAUUCUAAAGUGGUCCUCAAAAUGUUCAAGCACAUAAUUUUCCCACGGUUUGGUGUCCCUAGAGUGGUUAUAAGCGAUGGGGGAACUCACUUUAUCAACAAACUCUUUGAGAACCUUUUGAGGAAGCAUGGCGUGACACACAAGGUUGCCACUCCUUAUCAUCCACAAACCACUUAUAAAACGCCUAUUGGGACUACCCCUUUCAAGCUGGUUUACGGGAAGUCAUGUCACUUACCUGUCAAGUUCAAAUACAACUCCCACUGGGCAACUAAGCAAAUGAACCUCAACGUCAAGACGGCAGCCGAAAGACGCCUUAUUCAACUGAAUGAACUUGAUGAAAUUCGCAUGGAUGCUUGUGAGAAUGCUAGAAUAUACAAGGAACAGACCAAGACUUUACAAGACAAAAGGAUUAUUCCCAUGAACUUUGCUGCAAAUGAUUUGGUCCUACUCUUCAACUCGAGGCUGAAAAUAUUACCUGGGAAAUUGCGUUCUCGUUGGUCCGGCCCUUUUCGAAUCAAAGAGGUUAUGCCUUAUGGUGCUGUUGUGCUUUGGGACCAAGAAGGAAAAGACUUUACUGUUAAUGGCCAACGUCUUAAGCCAUACCUUGCGGAUCAUGAUCCGAUAGAGGCUUCCCUCCCUCUGGAGGAGCUCCAAGCUGCUUAG
Molecule: messenger RNA, 816 nt
Organism: Camelina sativa (false flax)
Lineage: Eukaryota; Viridiplantae; Streptophyta; Magnoliopsida; Brassicales; Brassicaceae
Source: RefSeq, a predicted model, not a curated record